AGAGAGCGUGUGCGUCAUUUCCGGCGGAAGAUGGCGGAGCCCGAGUUGCUGUUGGAUUCUAACAUCAGGCUCUGGGUUGUGUUGCCCAUCGUCUUCAUCACUUUCUUUGUGGGCUUGAUCCGGCAUUACAUCUCCAUCCUCUUACAGAGCGACAAGAAGCUCACGGAGGAGCAGGUCUCUGACAGUCAAGUUCUGAUCAGAAGUAGAAUCCUGAGAGAAAAUGGCAGAUAUAUCCCAAAACAGUCCUUCCUCACAAGGAAAUACUAUUUUAACAACCCAGAUGAUGGAUUUUUCAAGAAGACCAAGAGAAAAGUUGUUCCACCUUCCCCCAUGACUGACCCCACAAUGGUGAUGGAUAUGAUGAAGGGCAAUGUGACCAAUGUACUUCCUAUGAUCCUUAUUGGUGGUUGGAUCAACUGGACCUUCUCUGGUUUUGUUACCACCAAAGUUCCAUUUCCUUUGACGCUGCGUUUUAAGCCUAUGUUACAGCAGGGAAUUGAGCUACUCUCACUGGAUGCUUCCUGGGUGAGCUCUGCCUCGUGGUACUUUCUGAACGUGUUUGGGCUCAGAAGCAUGUAUUCUUUACUCCUGGGACAAGAUAAUGCUGCAGACCAGUCUCGUGUUAUGCAGGAACAGAUGACAGGUGCUGCAAUGGCAAUGCCUCCUGAUACAAAUAAAGCAUUUAAGGCUGAAUGGGAAGCUUUGGAAAUCACGGAUCAUCAGUGGGCCUUGGAGGAGGUUGAAGAGGAACUCAUGGCCAAGGACCUCAAUUUUGAAGGGAUGUUCAGCAAAGAGAUUGAGACAUCAAUGUUCUGAAGCAUCUUAACCAGUGGCCCCAAUCAUAACCACCUGCUACGAUAACUUCUGUUUGUAAUAAGACUGACAUUUUCUGCUGAAGUCUUAAAGUCACUUGAAAGUAUUAGAAACAUUUGUUACUGCUUCAAGUUACACAUGCCACUAGUUUGACACUUUACUGUGAAUUCAGAAGUUCCAUGUAAAUCGGGGUCUUGUACGGAUACUAGACAAGAAUAGAUUGUGUUGUUUGUUCCAACACUUGUUGGAAUUGAAUCUCAUUCAAUCCAUAAAGAUGCAAAUUAUUUAGAAGCCCUUAGUGUCUCUGACCAAAUGUACUUGAUUCACUUUUUUGUUUAUAAAAGUAUAAAACAUAAUAUUCUCAUGGACAUAAGUGUGUUUCUUUAGGUUAAUGUUUUGCAGUAUGUUCCAUUCAGUUAGUCCUGCAUUGGUUCAGAGUUUAGAAAUGAACUGUAUUUUGUGUGUCUGUAUGUUGGCAGCUAUCAAGUUCUCUUUUUUUUCUCUUAUUAAUGCUAUAGGAAUUGGAGUAAAUAACUCAAUUUGAGUUCUUUUUCACUGGAUUGGGCGUUGAUAUCUUGGUUGCUGUAAUGAAAAAUUAAAAAUGCAGGUCACAUAAUACAAAGUUUGGCUUUUUGAAGUGGUUUGGAAACUAUUUUGUGUCUGGCAUAAAAAGCCCCAAGUAAUCUAACGUAGCCAGUUUUUAUUUCAAAAGAUCAACUAAAGAUUUCAAAGCUGGGUUUGGCUCUGCACACACAAAGAAAUUGUAUUAAACCACGAAAUGGCAACUUGUGAAAUCAAAUAGAUUAAAUACUUCCUUCAAUUUAAUUGUGCACUUUUGGUUUUCUAAUUCCUGUAAUUUCACAUCUCACUGCCAUCAUAGAAUGGUAACCUUUAGAUGACUAUUGACUGUCGUCAUGCAUAAAACGAAAUCUGUAUUUGAUGUUCAAAUGUUGAACUAAUACUUGUGAUAUUCUGAAAUCCCAUGGUUUUGUUUCAGGUUUUGCUUCAGCAAUCUAAUCAUGCUGAAGUUCUGGGCUAAGUUUUAGAGACCAUCCCCUGUGGGAAACAAUGUAAAUGGAACUCUAAAUUAGGGCACUAUGCCAUCAGCAGUAUGCUCACCCACACCCCCAUCCAGCUGCAAUUGUUGAGCAGUGAGGGAGGCAUCAGGUGUUUCACCUGCCCCAAUCCAAUUGAGGCUCUUUACUGAUCAAUUACCCUCAUCUCACAUGACUCACAUUUAAUUAGCAGCAAGACACACUGGCACACGACAUAAAACCUGCCUAGUUAAAUAUGGGUUGGCUUUUACUAGCCUGCCUGGCCGCUCGAAUUGGAUCCUUUUCACAGAUUUAACUCACUAUAUUCACCCUCUACCUCCCCUUGUUCUCCCUGGCUACAAGAAGAUCCCAGGCAUGCCUGAACACUUAAUUCUUAGUCAACUUACAACACCAGCAGUGAUCAUCAUUCCUGCUGACAUUGCCUGUGUGCAGAGCUUCUGCUUCCAAUUGGCCAGCAGUUCCGAAGCAUGACUAUGUCCACAGAUUAAGUCCUUACUAAAUAUAAAUGGCCAUUGAUUUCUGGAAAAUUAAAGCGUGGUGAAACAGAUAUAAGUAUGCUCAUGCCUAUGUUCGCAUUGAGUGGUUGGGACACCCUCUUUGGUGUUUAAUUCAGCCCCAUGUUUCAAUAGUUUGAAAUAUUCGGUUUAGUAAUAACUGUUGGGAAGCUAAUUCAUUUAAUAUGAAAAUUUCUUCUAACACAUGAAGUCACAAUACCUGCUUGGUUUGGAUGGAGAGAAAUUUGGCCGAUGUCUCUUCAACCUUCAAUCCUCUGUAACCCUACAUCGUUAAAUAAUUGGUAAGGUGUAUAUAUCUGCAAAGUCCCAAGUUUAAUUUUCAACUUUGCAAUUAGCUGAUUUCCUCCCUGAGAAGUCUUCACUUGGUCUCCUCCUACUUUGUUUGCGAGGGGGGAAAUCAUCCAGGCUUUCUGUUUUUGAUUACUACAUUGAUGGGCUUGAGCAGAUUGGUGUUCCAUCAUACAGUACAAUAGCACAUUUUUGUGAAUAAUGGGCAACAUUUUGUCAACAGUAAGAAAAUAACUCGACAAGAAAUGGAAAAAAUUAGUUAUGUUGAUAUAUUUGACUUCAAAAUUUAUUCAGCAAUUUCCAACAUGGUAGUUCUGUUCAUGGGGAAACCCCAAGCACUGGAAAUGUAUUUGAAUUAAGAUGUCAAAUUUGUACUCAUUUUUCCAAGUUUUAGUUUGCCCACUGCUCAGAUCUUGGACCAAAUCAUAAAAGUAACAUUCUCAUUGUUUCCAAAUCUAAUAUGAAGCUUGUCUAAAUUUAAAUGAAUCCAACUUUCUUUUGAAUGCCUAAAAACUUUGCUUUGUAAUCAGUUUCUGCUUCCUGGAGUGAUUUCUACCAUGCCUCAGGCAGAAGCUAUCAGGAAAACAGAACUUUGCAUUUUUGCUUUGGUAUGGCCCACAAUAAAUGUUGCAUUUAGCCUUUUUACUUUUCUGUAUUAUCACCCUUCCCUGCUUUCCUGAUGGAGAUGAUUUACCAGUUGGAUAUGGUCUUGGAGAUGCAAUUAGCUCUUGUACGUAUUCUUUACUUUUAAACCUAAAAAGUGACUAUGACAAACAUUUUGAUAAUUGAUGGAAGCAAAGUUGACUUGAAUUCCUUUACUGUCCAUAAUCCGUCCAGUUUGUCAAGAUCUUGACACUAAUGCAAAUCAUGCUUCAACAUACCUUUAUUAAGUUGGGUAAAUGCCAGCAGUUGAACCAAGGCAUUAUUAUGCAUUAUAGCUCCUGAUUGUCAGAUGCCAAUGUUCCUGCAGUCUGAGACACCUAGGCAACCUUUGUAGGCCAUAUUGUUUUAAAUAAGUCAGCUUGAUUUUAUAAAUUAAUUGCAUGUUAUUUUCAGAUUUAUUGUCUAUCAUAAAUUAAAGUCCUAUGGUUUUGUUCAUUGCUACAAUAUAAAUGAGUAAUGUUGAGAUUGAUGCAACUGGUAGCAAAAUGCACAAAGUAGUGUAUUAAUAUUCCAUUUAAAAUCUCCUUCUGUUUGUAUAGCACCUAAAUUUGAAUGAUAUCUUGCUGUAGCUGAGUUACUCGUGUAUAUCUUGUGCAGCUGUUGUGUAAAUCAGAAUGAUUUUGUACUGUCAAUAUCUACUUGCCUACCCUGUCCCAUAGAAAUUUCACAGGAGGCAUGCAAAAAGCACCACAUGGUGGUCAUCUCAACAGGUAGGUCAAAAAUGGGAUAGCUGUUUUCUCAUAGGAUGCAGUGUCAGGUUUUCUGGCUUUCUUUUGAUAUUUUCAAACCACCAAUCUGUCUCUCUGUCUCUCUUUCUCUCCUUCUGACCUAGCAGUUAGGGGCUGAGCAAGAGUAGCCCAAGUACAAACAAUUCCUCUACAAUGAAAGAUGUUAGAACUGAAAACAGCUAACACAGCAUUGUACUUCCAAAUUCAGUUUCACGUGCUUCAUUAAAGUCUUGUUGACUGUU
Stegostoma tigrinum is the source of this 4304-nucleotide messenger RNA. It is a transcript of the gene emc3, whose product is annotated as ER membrane protein complex subunit 3. NCBI's taxonomy places the organism in Eukaryota, Metazoa, Chordata, Chondrichthyes, Orectolobiformes, Stegostomatidae. The record is from RefSeq and is a predicted model, not a curated record. Bases 31 to 816 code for a protein of 261 amino acids. Gene Ontology annotation, cellular component: membrane; EMC complex. Gene Ontology annotation, biological process: protein folding in endoplasmic reticulum. The transcript is spliced from 8 exons.